Molecule: messenger RNA, 5849 nt
Organism: Chanos chanos (milkfish)
Lineage: Eukaryota; Metazoa; Chordata; Actinopteri; Gonorynchiformes; Chanidae
Gene: phf3
Product: PHD finger protein 3
Exons: 17
Coding region: 199-5493 (1764 amino acids)
Biological process (GO): DNA-templated transcription
Cellular component (GO): nucleus
Source: RefSeq, a predicted model, not a curated record
GUCACACUUUACCGGACUCCUAGCGAAACAAAUGUAGCUGCAGUUACAGCCAACACAAAAUAUGUACUGGAUAUUCCAUUGCAUUUAAAAGACUGCAUAGAAAAAGUUUUGAAUUUUUGCUGACAUAUCUGGAUGUGUCAUGAGGAUACUUCAAGUCAAGAGUGACCUGCACAAGCAAACAGAAAAGCAGAAGCAUUCAUGGAUAUAGUUGACACCUUUAACCAUUUAAUUCCCAGUGACCAGUUGGAAGACUCCUUAAUAUUAGGCCAAAACCUGGAAUGUGAAGCAAGUGAAGAUUUUGGAGCUGGUCAGAACCGACCAGAAGAUUCACUGAAGAACAUGCUCAGUGACAAAGAUCCCAUGUUUGGAUCUGCUAGCGCUCAGUUCCAUCUCUUGGGGAAUGAUAAUCCUAACUUUCUUGCCCACUCGACAGGCCAAGACAUGAGUGUACCAGAGAGCAGUCAGAGUUCAACUUGUGGAGAGCUGACCCAGCAGAGUUUCCCUAGGGGGAGGAGGAAAGCAACUGCUGCUCAGUUACAGAGGAAGCCAACAAACACAACAGUACAAGAAUCAACCAGAGGUGCUGGGAGAGGUUCACAAAUAAGGCUCUCAGGGCCCUUAAGAAAACCUUAUAGCAGCAGACCUCAGGGAAGACCUGGUAGAAGAGGAGUGGAGAAGCACGGAGAGGCAGAAUCUAGUGGGAACUCGGAGGGCUCCAGCAGCUCCCUGGAGAAAAGAGAGGAGUUACUUAACCGUCGGUUUGGAAUUCACGAAGUUGAUCCGUCAAUGAACCCUGUUGUCGUGUUGAGGAGAUUAACGGUCACUGUUGGAGGAUUCAAAAUCGAGCUGCUCCCUGGGCCCUCCCAGUCUUCUGGAACAGAAGAUACGGCCCCAGCGCAGUCUCUCAACUUCCAGGAAAACUCAGUAAAUGCAGAGAGCAUGGCGUUUGACUCAGGACAAAACCAACCUUUUAAUGCUGAGUUGGCCUCAGCGACCACAGAUGACGUGAGCACCAGUCAGCGAUGCAGUGAUGACAUGCCCAUGGUUUUGGGACCAUACGUAAAUCCAAAUGAUGUACAAAAUGCUAGUAGUCCUGUGUCAGCUAAGCCCAGCACAGUAAAUUCUGCAUCUGUGGACACCAAAGUCACUGACCAAAAUGAUCCUUCAAAACAGAUUGUUUGUACACCUCAGCACAAGAAUGGGACAAAGGAGAAAAGGCUCACAGCCAAAAAGCCAUUUAAAUCCAGCCAGUCACUUUCUUUAGCCAAAAACAAACAUCCAGUAUCCACCAGACCAGGUGUGCUAGGGAAGGCCUCCAAACAUCUCCCACUGAAAAAGCUUCCAAACGCUACAUCAGAAAAUCUUCAGAUCGCCAAAGGCAAGCCUGCCAACAUUGCCUUAAAACGGCCUGGGGUAUGUCCUAAAACCCCACCAGCAGAAAAAAUACAAAAGCUAAGAGACGGGCAUACUGUGAAACACAACCCAAACACGUCUGAGGCUCUCUCACCUGCAAUCAGUAGAACAGCGGGCUCUGACCACAGUCCAGGAGUGCAGAUGGGCGUCAAGAAGCCCCACACUCACAAGAAACUGCAAAAUGCUCUGCCAGGAGUGAGCAAGCCAGAACAAGCCGUUAAGGACGUGUGCACAGAUGAGGAGCAGGAGAAGCUGAAGAUGAAAAGACCAGAGAAGAUCCAUCAAAGGCACAAGAGUAGAAAUUCCAGGAGCGUAUCAGUGGAUGAGCCGCAGUUGUUUGUCCCCGAUAACGCGCCUGCUGCGAAAAAGGAGACUGUGGAGAGCGAUCCUUUGAACAAUGAUACCGUGUGGGAUCCAAGCAAACACUGUGGAUUAUGCAAGAAACCCCACAACAACAGGUUCAUGGUGGGCUGUGGUCACUGCGAUGAUUGGUUUCAUGGUGACUGUGUGGGACUGGAUCUGUCAAAAGUCCAGCAAAUGGAGAAAGAAGACCAGGAGUACGUGUGCUUGAAGUGCUGUGCAGAGGAGGAUAGCAAAACUAGCUCAGAGACUCCUGCCCAAGCGACAGAGCGCUCAAAGACAGAUUCCGAUGAUAACCCAGCUUCCAAACAGAAACCUAGUCCACAGCAGUCAGUAACGUCAGGAGGAGUGCGGCCCUCCAGAAGAGACUCUGGGGAAAGAGGGCAGUCAUUAGACGUCAGAGACUCAGCACACAAAACAGGAUCUUAUUCGAAACAUAACGACAAGCGCACAAAGAUCUCACCUGCAACAUCAAAGAAACCAUCUACUGGACAGAUUAGGCGCAGUGUUCGUGAUUCACUCAAGGAAAUUCUCUUAAAAAGGUUGAAGGAGUCUGAAAUAAAGGUUGCCCCGGACCGGCCUGCUGAACUGGCUAAGAAAAUUGAGAAAGAGCUUUUUGCUUUGUUUCAAAGCACUGAUAGCAAAUAUAAAAACAAAUACAGAAGCUUAAUGUUCAACCUCAAAGACACAAAAAAUAAUGUGUUAUUCAAGCGUGUUCUCAAAGGGGAGAUUUCUCCAGGGGAUUUAGUUCGAAUGAGCGCAGAAGAACUAGCCUCCAAAGAAUUGGCUGCGUGGAGACAGAGAGAGAAUCGUCAUGCAAUUGAAAUGAUAGAGAAAGAACAGAGAGAGGUAGAGAGAAGACCAAUUACUAAAAUCACUCACAAGGGUGAAAUCGAAAUUGAGAACCAGGAGCCUGUGAAAGCACCUGAGGACAUUGCAGAAGAGGUUGAGCCUGCGCCCAAAACACCUGAAAAGCCUGAAGACAAGCCCAAGGAAACAAAGGUUGACUCACCUAAGAAAGCAAAAGAUACAACCAGCUUGCACAAGUCUCACCUGUUUGACCUUAACUGCAAGAUCUGCACAGGUCGAAUGGCUCCACCAGUGGAAGAGGCCACCACUAAAGUAGUGAAAGUAGCCACCACUGUGAUUAGGAGACAGUCCACCACAGAUGGAGAAGUACAGCACACGCCUACCUCUGCUGUGGCUGAUGACCUAUCCCUCAGGGCUUUGGAAGAAGGCCUGCUCAAUUAUGAGGGGAGGUCAGAGAGCUUGGGCAGUAAAGAGGAUACAGCAGCGUUCCUUGCCAGCUUGGACAGUCUAUGGAAUGGUUUUGUUGAUAUGCCAGCUGUAGCUAGGUUUCUAACAAAGGCAUAUCCAGUCUCAGGAAUUUUGGACCACCUGACUGUGGAUCUGCCGGACAGUAUCCAAGUCGGUGGGCGAAUUUCACCUCAGACAGUUUGGGACUAUGUGGAAAAGAUCCGUGCCUCUGGUACAAAAGAGGUGUGUGUGAUUAGAUUUGCUCCUGAGACAGAAGAGGAUGAAAUUUCAUACACACUACUCUACGCCUAUUUCAGCAGCCGCAGAAGGUAUGGAGUGGUUGCCAAUAAUCUCAAGCAGGUCAAAGACAUGUAUCUCAUUCCUCUGGGGUCAAACGAGAAAAUCCCACACCAGAUUGUUCCUUUUGAUGGACCAGGAUUGGAGGCCAACCGUCCAAACCUUCUCCUUGGGCUCGUAAUUCGACAGAGACCUAAAAGGGACUAUGGGGUAAUUCUACCCAAUGAACCUGCAGAGCCUCCGAGUUUCUUAAUGGAGAGCAAACCUCUGGUCAACUCUGUACGGCAACCUGCUGAACCUCGGGAGAAAGAAAAUCACUUUAAGAGCAGCUUGGUUUUAACUCACCCAAAGGAAGCCUCACAUAUACUCAAAUCAGCUGUAGAUGAGUCCAUAUUGAGUAUGCUACCUGUCGAAAAAGAUACCUUUGUUGCAGAGGUCACUCAGCAAGAGCCCGCUAAACCAUUACGUUUUCUUCCAGGAGUAUUAGUCGGUUUAGGGGGACAAAUGCCACCUAUGCUUGAUACAACCGACAAGUCUCUAUCGGUUAGCGACAACAAAAGGGAUGUUCCAGGUAUCAUAGAGAAUCAAGCUUCCUCAGCUGAUGGUACAAGCCAAGGAGGUGUUUCUGCCAAAACUCCACCCAGCGCUCCCAGACUGGAUCGAUUCAUUAUCAAGAAAAAAGAUUCCAAAACUGUUAAAACAGAGCCUGGGUCAUCCAGCUCAAAUGAGAAGCCCAUCUCACCGGUUAAAGAGAAAGCAAACGAGGUUAGCAGUGUCACCUCUGUGUCACUGAGAGAAAAGCCUCCAGAUGUUUCCACUGAGACAUUCCUCGCUAGCCUCUCUACAGCGCAGCUCACAGAUGAGUCUGGCACCAAUGCAGUGCCGACCAAUGUGGAUGCUACCAAUGUGACGCAGACCAGUACGGCUGUUACAAGUAUGACACAGACCAAUACAGAUGCUACAUCUAAGCAAGAGAAGCUUGAAGCAGCCUCCUUUCCAGUGUCAGAUGUUUCUGUAGGUGGUAGCACUUCUGUUGCCUCCAAAAGUGAAAAUAUAUCGUGCCCAACAAAAAGUCUGAAACAACCUACAAGUGGUAUUUUAAAAAAUACCACUGUGUCAUCUGAGCCUUUGGACUCCAAAUCUGUUAAGGUUGAAGAAAAAGCUUAUAAUGCUCCUACAAUGAAUGCUGACAAAUCUCAACUCAAGGCCUCUAUGCUACCAUUGCCACACCAGUCUCAGGAGUACAAACCUGUGGAAGAAAUCCAGACCAUUACCACUAUUUCAUCAAGUGGCAAAAACGAGGACAUUAAACAGUCAAGGCUCCGACUACUGAAUCCCCAUCCAUUCACCCCUUCAAGUCCGGGACCUCUAGCUGCUCCCUUUCCUCCCAUACACACUGGCACACCAGACUAUCAGUACCAUCCAACACCCGUGCAGACAUACCCUCCUCAGACUAGUCCAGCACCUUUUAUGCCCUUGCAACAGCAGGUACAACCCAAUUUUGGUUACCCCCCUGCUCCUCCUCCUCCUCCUCCAAUCAUGUUUCCCCACCCUGAGCCCCAAGGUCAGAUUCAUCCUACUCCCUGGACUCAACCCGUCCCUCCCCAAGCAUGCUUUCCCCCCGUACCAGAUGCUGUAACUGGACCUCCGCUGUCUUACGACACAACGAGGUAUGCCGAUUCUUCCGAGCCCAUGCCAGGGCCUUUAAUCAAAGAAGAGAAGAAAACAGAACAGCUUUACUCCGACCCGUGGGUCAGGCAGCCGAGACGCUUGGAGGACGAUUACAAGAGGGAGGAUCGUGACCACCAUGGACGACACCACCACAAGAGCAGGCACUACGAACGUGAACAUGAGAGAGAACGAGGGAAGCACUCUAAGAAAGAAGGGCACAGGGACAGGAGUCGCAGUCGCAGUCACAGUCACAGUCGUAGCUGCAGCCGCAGCCGCAGCCGCAGUCGUAGUCGCAGUCGAGAGAGACACCACAGCCAUGAAGAGAGGUAUAGAGAUGGCAGGAGCCGGCAUUCAAAAGAUGAUAGACAUGGUGAAAGACGGAAAGACAGACAUCACAGCGAUGACUACAGCAGUCGGCACAGGGACAGAGACAAACACAGACGCGAUUCUGAUUAUGAGAAGAAAAGGAGAGAUUCAAGGGACAGGCGCUCAUGACUGAACUCAAGGUCACUUUCAGUUUUCCUUAUACGUGUUCUUUUUUUAAAAAUAUUUACAAUACAGUAGAAAUAAGGUAUUAAAAACGUUCAGAAAGCAGACUUUUUAUUACUGGAAAAAAAGACAAAAACAUUAGACUUUUAGUUUUUAUCACAUUUUGAAUUCAAAUUUGAAUGAAAAGAAAAACAAAAAAAGAGUUCCUUCUCAUUUGUUUCUGGUUUAGAUUUGCUGUGUUGACAUACAGCAGGUGUCACAGAUAGAUUUAUACUUAGCAUGCUACCAUGAAUUAUAAACAGCUGGAAUAGGUUGUACCAUGGUUUAACCAUCAAAGCAGAUUUUUUUUUUUGUUGAAUGCA